Molecule: messenger RNA, 954 nt
Organism: Bolinopsis microptera
Lineage: Eukaryota; Metazoa; Ctenophora; Tentaculata; Lobata; Bolinopsidae
Product: serine/threonine-protein kinase pim-3-like
Exons: 1
Coding region: 1-954 (317 amino acids)
Biological process (GO): protein autophosphorylation; negative regulation of apoptotic process
Cellular component (GO): cytoplasm
Molecular function (GO): ATP binding; protein serine/threonine kinase activity
Source: RefSeq, a predicted model, not a curated record
AUGGGAAACUCAAUCUUGAAACCUACCAACCUCCUCUGCGCAUUCUCCUCCUCUGAGAAGCGUGAGUUCAAGUCCAAGUACCAGCUCGGUAAGUGUAUCGGCUCUGGAUCCUACGGACAGAUCAUAGAAGCUACUCAGACCUCCACCUUCCGUACUGUUGCAGUAAAAUACCUCAAGAAGAAGAACGUUGAGAGCAUGUUGAAGAUGCAGAAGCAGAAUCUUCCAGCUGAAGCUGUCUUCCUGAGCUCCCUGGAUCACCGCAACAUCAUCUCCUUGAUAGACCUGUACGAGUUCCCCAACAAGUUCGCUUUAAUCAUGGAGAGACCUCUUGCUUCCCUCGAUAUCCAUGACUUUAUCGAGAAGUACGGACCACAGAAUGAUUCAGUAGCUUCCUACAUUGAACAUCAGCUCCUCUCAGUGUGCCAAUACUUGGACAACAACCUAAUCUUCCACCGCGACAUCAAAUCAGAGAAUAUCCUCGUCAACGCCUACGACUACAACAUCAAGCUGAUAGACUUCGGAUCUGCCACAUACGCUAACCAGGAUAUUUACUACGGAAACUUCGGAACUCCCGCCUUCUCUCCGCCUGAGUGGAUAUCAGACUCCGGUUAUAAACCUGAGCCUACUACUGUCUGGUCCUGUGGAGUGGUCCUGUUCGAGAUCCUCACUGCUACUCUCCCUUUCUACGACGAGGAACAUGUCAUGAGAGCUACUCUCUUCUUCCCUGAUCUGGUCUCCCACUCUGGUAGAGAUCUCAUCAGGAAGAUGCUGAAGAGAGAUGAAAAUGAUAGGAUCUGCUUUGAGGAGGCACUGAAUCAUCCCUUUAUCACUGUUUCUGGAGAUUGUGGAGAGAAUGAACGUAUCCUGGACGACUCUACCUACUCUAAAUGUUCAGCUUACACACUCUACGAGAACAUUAACUGUGAUUCAGAGCUGCCCCUGAGUUUGAUUUAA